AUGACAACAUUUUCAUCAACUCAUUUAUUUAGUAAACCUAAACGAAAAAUACUUCCAACUGUACUUAAUUUUAUGGAUGGUUCUCGUUUGAUAUCAAAUACUUAUAAUAAAUAUAAUAAAUCAUCAACUGAUAUAUUUGAUCUACUACGACGAGCUAUAAAUGAACGUCGACGUAUUGAAGUGUUGACACGUGAUUGUCGAGGUAUCUAUGGUAUUCUUGUUGGAUGGCUUAUUAUUUUUGAUAAACAUAUGAAUUUAAUUAUGUCUGAUGUCGAUGAAGUAUUUCGACGAUUAACUGAUGGUCAUGAUUAUCUUGAGUUAGGUCCAAAAAAACAAAAUAUACAAUUAAGUAAAUCUGAUACAUCUAUAUCAAAGACAACAGAAAUAACGAAUGAUUUUCAAACAUUUCGAACUCAAUUAGCAAAUUUCUUACGGAAUAAAAAAAAACAACCAAUUAUUGCUAAACCACCACAACAAUCAUUUAUUGAUGAAGAUAAUGAUGAAUAUCAACAAUCAUAUGAAUGUCAUCCGGAACAAUUUUUAUCAAUGGAAUUGUUGAGUAUUAAUAAUUUAACUGUACAACGUCUUAGUAGUCAAACAAAACAUGUUGAUACAUCAUCAUCAUCAUCACAAACAUCAAAACGAGCUAAAGUUCGUUUUUUUUCUCGACAUAUUCCUAAAUUAUUUAUAAAAGGCAAUCAAGUGUGUCUUAUUCGUCUUUUAUCUUCUUAA
Molecule: messenger RNA, 732 nt
Organism: Rotaria sordida
Lineage: Eukaryota; Metazoa; Rotifera; Eurotatoria; Philodinida; Philodinidae
Source: the annotation of a GenBank genome assembly